GAUGAACUUGACAGUGCGCAUUCUCACAGAUUUUCUCGGUCGGCAUCUCGCGGUUUGUUUAUUGCAAUUCUAAUCUAGUAAAUGAAAAGUUGAUAAAUCAACCUACAUAAAAUGUUAACGGACACAAGCAAAGUAAGCAGCACAUUUAUCUCCGAGAAAGUGUCACGCGUGCGCUGGGUUCCGGAGCAGUACGACGAGUCAAACUCGUUCAUCACUACCAGCUGGGAUCUCGAUGUGAACAAUGUGAAGGCUUGGAAACUAUUCCGGAACGAUUAUGCUAACGAUGACGAACACGAAUUUAUUCCGCGAUGUACGGCAGAAAUAUGCUUCGCAGGAGACAUCAGCGGGUUGGAAUUUGUGGAUGAACGUCAUGUGGUAGUGUCCAACACGGAAGGAUACGUCAGUUUGAUCAGUAUCGACCGGGAUCGCGAUGAGGACAACCUGCAAGAACGACAUCGGUACGACAAGUUGCAUCAAUUCGACACAUUUAGCAGCUUGAACGAAGCACCUUGUACGGCUCUUUCCGUGCAUGAUGCGGAUGUCGCUACGGUAGGAGAAGAUGGUCGGUUAAAUAUUUUGUCCACUGUAGGACAGAAGGUCAUUCGGAGUGUUUCAAAUGCUGAUAAUUGUACCUUAAGCUGUGUCGCUUUCCUGAAUCCGAAAGAGGUGCUGACAGGAAACAGGCUUGGAAUAAUUAAAUGCUUCGAUAUAAGAGCUGAGAGCGAUAUGCCUACGGGUAGCUUUGCGAUUUCAUGUGAAGAUGAGAAAAGAUCAAAUUCAGUCACCUGUCUAGCUUACCAUCCGACGCAGCGACAUAUUAUUCUAGCGGGCAGCGAAGAAGGUUCAAUAACCGUUUGGGAUCUACGGCAGAAGCAGUUUCCAGCUUCCUAUUUAAAGGCUCACGACCACGCUAUAACGGAACUGGCUUUCCACAGAACUGAACCUUCACGCCUGUUUUCCGCGUCCGAAGGUGGAGAAUUGUGGCAGUGGAAUCAAAACUCCCUGCCGGCGGCUUCGUCAUCUAUCGCUGGCAGCGCAGGACUAGAUUCCACGGAGACUAACAAUCCGUGGUUGAAUGGGGAGCGCGCCAAAAGCAAAAUCAGCGUCACGUCACUGCUGAGUGGAAUUAGAAAAGCCAUCAAUUCAUUCGAUUCCUGUCGGGCGAAGGUAAUAUGCGGUGGGGACAACGAAGCUAUUUAUUUAAUAGAUAACUUGAAUUAAACAUGUCCAUGCCUUGCUUAUCAAAAA
This is a messenger RNA of Wyeomyia smithii (pitcher-plant mosquito), 1248 nucleotides long. It is a transcript of the gene Nup43, whose product is annotated as nucleoporin Nup43. Gene Ontology annotation, cellular component: nuclear pore outer ring. Gene Ontology annotation, molecular function: protein binding. The record is from RefSeq and is a predicted model, not a curated record. The coding region runs from base 112 to 1221 and encodes 369 amino acids. The transcript is spliced from 2 exons. NCBI's taxonomy places the organism in Eukaryota, Metazoa, Arthropoda, Insecta, Diptera, Culicidae.